Molecule: messenger RNA, 2876 nt
Organism: Branchiostoma floridae (Florida lancelet)
Lineage: Eukaryota; Metazoa; Chordata; Leptocardii; Amphioxiformes; Branchiostomatidae
Product: zinc finger protein 235-like
Exons: 3
Coding region: 351-1505 (384 amino acids)
Molecular function (GO): protein binding
Source: RefSeq, a predicted model, not a curated record
AAUCGAGUGUUACAGACGUUGACCCUCCUAAAUGGUUUGGAACAGCCCAAUUUUCCCGCGGUGUCGUGACCUCACGGGGUCAGCUGAUUGUGCGCUGUGCGCGGGUUGGUUCAAAAACAAGUUUUAUGGCAGUCUGAAAAACAAAGAAAUGCCUGCAUCUUUUCUCUCUCACCCACCACAAGGCGGCUGGGUCUCGAAAAUCUCUGCAUCGAACAUCAAACCCCACCGGUUUAUUUGAUCUGAAACGCUUUUGCAUUGAAGUUGAUUAGCUUGCGCCGGAGAAUUAGACCACGACAGGACUCGUCCCCCGUGCAGUAUCAAUUCUACAGUACACGUGACCACUGGCUAACAUGGCAAGACAACACACUCUUUCGCUUCUUUUGCUGCUAUCACUGGUGGAAUCUCCAAGUGUCACGAUGACUACUGCCCAACGUCCUCCUAGUGGUACCACAACAAACACCAGUUUGCAACUUCAAAGCACAACUGCCCCUAAUAUGACUGCCUCUAACAUAUCGACAAUGCAAACGCCAAACACCAGUCAACAUGCCGUUCCUAAGGACAGUAGGAACCUAACAGCCAAUGACACAAAUAUGAAAGAAUUAGACAUUUCGGCGUCUCUCAACAAUAGUGUACAACAUAACGUUGAUCUAAAUGAAACAUCGUGGAAUUCUAGUCGAAAAGGAAAUUACUUUACUAAAGGUAAACUAGGGGGUGGAGAGGUCCAAAGAAUGGGACAGUUCUUUACAAAUUUAGAAAAUCGUAGAGGCGAAGUUAACCAGACAAAAAUAUCCAAUAUUACCUACCAAAAACUCGAAAAGAACGAAGGACCAAAUGCAACGUGGAGAGACAUGACCAGAACUUUUAUUGAUAAAAAGUCUACAAGUAUGCCAGGGCUAAAUUAUAGCCUUGGAGAUGAAAGUUUAACAACGGUGGAACCCACGCCCGCGGAAGGCCAUGACUACAUUUUGGUACCACAGACACAGUCACAAAGGAUUAUUUGUGAGUAUGACUUUGAAAUUGGCUGUUUCCGCUCCAACGAUGUCUAUAACGGAAGUGACGUCGAUCUAGCCGGCAUUGUGGUCCUAAUCAAGAACGUGACCACCAGCUUAGCCACUAUUGACUGGCGUGACUUCAACAUAUCACAGCCUUUUCCAGAACCGUUCUACGUCUACGUUUACGCCGAGAAAUUCAGCACAGAAGUCAGUCUCACCAAGAAAUCCGGCGAAUACGUCUUCCAGGGACUUUUCUCCGGGGAGACGUACAGCGCUUGCGUACUAUCUGAAAGGUGGGUGCAGAGGAAUAAAGACUGCACUCCUUGCUGUGGACAGUUUAAGACGGAAGGAAAAGAUGACCAUGUCUACGGAUGGCCACUGAUCAACCGACUGGCUAUCGUUAUAACAGCCUUCCUAUUUAUUAUCGUCAUGUGGGGAGUUGGGACCGCAUGCUACUCUAAUGACUACACUUUACUGGUAGAGGAAUCGGACUUCCCUCAAAAUGGAUAUUGAUCCAUUCCAGAGUUCCAGAUCUCUGCGUAUCUAACAAUAAUGCUGGCAGCAGACUCUGAAAUUGUCCUAUUUAGUCUGAAUCAUGCUCAGCAUACCAAGACGCAGCGGGUAAGAUUUUGGAUUCUGUAGACGACUGGACGGGUCCUGGGUUUGGUGGUCUUCGAAUGGCGCUCUCUCCACGAGACUGCGAUCUUUGAGUGACCAUGCAGCGACCAAAAUUGGACUUGUGUCACCCUUGAUUUCGUAGUUAGAAUAUGAUGUAAGAUGUAUAAUUAUGAUUUAACACAUAAGAUAAGAUCAUGUCUGUCGCGAAUGAAGAAUGAUACCCAGGACAGUGCAAUAUCCAUCCAACAUUGAAGAUACCUCAGGCAUCCAAUGCCACAACGUCAGUUAUGCAGUACAUCGUGCGGUUUUUGAAAGAUUAAAAAAAGCUUACUGUUUGCGAAAGGAUAGUAUAUCCGAGAUAUCUCUGUUACAUAUCAGUACCUGUCUUGACUAUUGUAAACUCUAAGUCAUAAGUGAUGUGCUGUAGAGCAAAUGUUGGAUUUCAACCAGUUGAGAUUGACGUUGCUACCUACAUGGGGCACUUUACAAAAUGUAAGGCACAGCAUGUUGUGGGAUACGUAUCUUACAUGUAAUAUACGAAUACAAUUGCAAUACAAUUGCAAUAUACCACAUUGAACUGCAUUUCCUUUAUCCAUACAUGGUUGAUCUCAUUAGGGACCUGUCAAUUGGUCUUAAUGUACCUGAUAUGAUGCAUUGUUCCAUAAAAUACUCUUAGAAUUGUGUCUGUAAAUUGCCGGCAGGCCACGUACUGAGCCAGCUCUGUACCGUGAUACCAACAGUGUUGUAUGUAUUCAGUAAGUGGCUUCGUGAAGUGACAUGACUCAUGGUACGUUAACCUGGUGAAUAUCAUCCGGGGAUUUUGCUUACAGUUCAGCAGGGAGCAACCUGGGCAUUUUAACGGCUCUCAGGGGUACGGACUAAAGAAUUGGCUGAUCCAUCUCCUACGUGACAGGCAUACUGUAGGGGCAGAUCGUCAGUCAUUGGUGCUGAGGUCAAGGACCUUUUUUACCUUUGGGUGUUAACAUUCUGUUAUGCUAAUUAUAUCAACCCUAGGGUACUAGUAUAUGCAGAAGGUGGUUCCAAUACCCUUGAUUACAGUAAGCCAUUUAGGUCCGUCUCUUCGAUGUUUUGUUUUUUCUCACGUCAGUUGAUACGUUUUACAGAUCGCAACAGUGUUCGCUGCAAUCCACCAAAGCAAAUUGUUCCAUAGAUAAUCUUUUGUUGUGGAUCCACCCUGGAUCCAUUGCCAGAGAGAAGUACUUUGUAAGAUUUACACAAGUAUCGAUAGGGCAAGAUGAACCGUAA